Messenger RNA from Cicer arietinum (chickpea), 3167 nucleotides. Its product is annotated as putative disease resistance RPP13-like protein 3. The record is from RefSeq and is a predicted model, not a curated record. Gene Ontology annotation, biological process: defense response to other organism. Gene Ontology annotation, molecular function: ADP binding. NCBI's taxonomy places the organism in Eukaryota, Viridiplantae, Streptophyta, Magnoliopsida, Fabales, Fabaceae.
GCAGAGUCUACAAUCAAGUCUUUCUAAAUUAUUAAGGCACAUUUUCCUUCUACUUUCCUAACUAUUUUCCUGAUUUCACAACCUAACCGCGUCAUAGACACGCAUAUGAAAUUAUAACAACUCUGCUUUACUUACUCAGACAUGUAACAAUCAUCAUCACUCUUCACAAACACCAAAAAUAACACUUUCUCCUUACACAUGGCGGAUAGCGUGGUUGCGUUUCUUUUGGAACACUUAUCCCAAUUACUACAACGCGAAACUAAUUUACUCUGUGGAGUGGAAGACCAAAUCACAUCUCUUCGCAACGAACUCCAAAUCAUAAACAUCUACCUCAAAACAUCCUCCGGAAACAAUAACAACAACAAAGAGAUGGAACAACUAAUUCUGAGUCAGAUCAGAGACAUAGCACACGUAGCUGAGGAUGUCAUCGACACAUUCAUCGCCAACGUCGCCGUCUACAAGAGAAAAAACUUGCUUAAAAGAAUGCUUCACAGCGUUGGCCACGCUAAAUUGCUCCACGAUGUAGCAGAGAAAAUUGACAAGAUCAAAAACACUCUCAAAGAGAUAAAUGAAAACAAGAUCAAAUACUAUCAAGAUAGUAGUGAUCAAACAAGAGAAGAUGGGAUGAAGAUGCAAUCACUUCACAUAUUAAGAAGCAACGUUGAAGUGAAAGAUGUAGUUGGCUUUGUCCAUGAAUCUGAGGUUGUUAUCAAUAGACUCAUCGGAGAAGGUUCGUUGCAUCUCAACGUUGUUUCAAUUAUUGGUAUGGGUGGAUUGGGUAAGACGACACUUGCACGAAAGAUCUAUAACAGCGACAAGGUGAAGAAACACUUCAAUUGUCUCGCAUGGGUUUAUGUUUCAAAUGAGUGUAGAACUAAGGAGAUUUUGCUUGGUCUUCUUAAACAUUUGAUGCCAAACCAUGAAUAUGAAGGUAGAAGGAACAACAACACUAAGAAGGGUAAGAAGAAACACAAGGAGUUAGCUCAAGAUUUGAGUAGCUUGAGUGAGGGUGAGAUGAAGGAAACUAUAAGAAAAUGUUUGGAGUUGAAAAAGUAUUUGUUGGUUCUCGAUGACUUGUGGAAUAGGCAAGAUUGGGAUGCGGUAAAAGACGCUUUUCCUGAUGGCAACAAAGGAAGCAGAGUAUUGAUAACCAGUCGUUUGAAAGAAAUAGCUUCUCAUACUAGUCGAGAUCCUCCUUACUACCUUCAAUUUCUUAGUGAACAAAAAAGUUGGGAGCUUUUCUCUAAAAAAGUGUGUAGAGGAGAAGAUUACCCUUGUGGUCUUGAAUCUCUUGGUAAACAAAUGGUUAAAAGUUGUGGCGGGUUGCCACUCUCAAUUGUGGUGCUGGCAGGACUUUUGGCAAACAAGAUAAAGUCACAUAGAGAAUGGUCCAAAGUUGUGGGUCAUGUCAACUGGUAUCUUACUCAAAACGAGACUCAAGUAAAGGAUGUCAUACUUAAACUCAGUUUUGACAACUUGCCUUCAAGGUUGAAACCAUGUUUUUUGUAUCUAGGUAUAUUUCCUGAAGAUCAUGAAAUAUGUGUGAGGCAAUUGUUGCAACUAUGGGUUGCUGAAGGAUUUAUACAAGAAACAGGGUCAGGGAGUAGAGAUUUAGAAGAUGUUGCUGAAGACUACUUGUACGAGCUCAUCGAUCGUAGUUUAAUCCAAGUAGCAGGAGUAAGUGAUAGUGGAGGCGUGGAAACAUGUCGCAUCCAUGAUCUUCUUAGAGAUCUUUGUAUACUAGAGAGUAAAGAGGACAAGAUCUUUCAAGUUUGCAAUGAUAACAACAUUCUAAUCCCCACAAAACCUCGUAGAUUGUCCAUCCAUUCUACUAUGUCUCAUUAUGUUACUUCGAGCACCAUUGACCAUUCGUGUGUUCGUUCUUUGUUUUUCUCUGACCCGAACUGCUACAUUUCUUACAAAGAGUGGAUAUGGCUUACCAAAGCCUUCAAAUUGGUCCGUGUGUUAAAUCUUGAGGGAAAUUGUUGUCUUAAGAUUCCUUCCAACCUGGGAAACUUCAUCCACUUGAGGUACUUACGAAUAAACUCACAAUAUACUAGAUUUGUUCCUGAUUCAAUAUCCAACCUUCAAAAUCUAGAAAUAUUAGAUUUCGGACCUUCAAUUAUGGUAAUUUCAAUUUCUUUCCCAAAUGGAAUAUCAAAGCUAAAACAUCUAAGACAUGUAUAUACUUAUGGGCCUAUCAUGCUACGUGGUCAUAAUUCAAAAUCAGAUGGUGAAGUUAUGUGGAAUCUUCAAACCAUCUCUCGCAUUGUACUCAAUAAACAAACAACACAUCACAUAAAGAAAGGAAGUUUCCCGAAACUAAAAAAAUUAGGGCUGCUUAUCUCCUCAAACUUCAAGGGUGAUGUGCCCAAAAUGUUGCUAAGUCUAAAACAAUUGAGCCAUUUAAAUAAGUUACAAAUCAUAUUCAAAGUGAAAAAUUGGCAACAUAAACAAUGGGAUAUCACUUGUAAUCCUGAGGAAGUGUUACAAAUUCUGAAGCACUUAAGGCAAUUGAGUAUACUAGAAAUUAUCAAUUCCUUCAACCUUACAACACGUGUAAUAAUGUUUCCUCCCAACAUUACCAAGUUAAAAUUGACAUGUAUUAGUUGCUUGAAUAGUGAUGCGGUGAAUGCUAUUGGAAAUCUAACCAAACUCCAAAUUUUGAUCUUAUUUGGAGCCAAAUGGUUUUCAAAACCUUGGACUUCAGAUAAACUUUUUGAUCUUAAUUGUGUUGAAGAUAGAUUUCCAUCGUUGCAAGUUUUUGAAAUGAGAUCUUUGCCUAUUCAAAAUUGGAAAUUAGCCAAUGGUUCGAUGACACAACUUCAAACCCUCAAUAUUUGGAAAUGUGAUAUGUUGGAUAGCCUACCAAGUGAACUAUGGUCUUUGACUACCUUAAGAAAAAUAUUUGUACAAGAGCCUUCAAAUGCAAUGACUGCAUUUCUACAAAAUUUGGAAGUUAAGAAUGGACCUGAUCUAAUUGUAGAAUAAUUAGAGCUAGUUCUUGCUUGAUUCAAAUUUAAAAGUUGUUAGCACAAUCUUAUUUAUUCCCUAUAUAUAUAUAUAUAUUUGUAUUUCUUUUCUUUUUAUAUCACUUGUAUACCUUAGUCAACGGUGAGAUUUAGUGUAAAUAUAAGUGCAACUAAACUUUUUUAACAAUUUUUUAA